Sphenostylis stenocarpa is the source of this 618-nucleotide messenger RNA. NCBI's taxonomy places the organism in Eukaryota, Viridiplantae, Streptophyta, Magnoliopsida, Fabales, Fabaceae. The record is from the annotation of a GenBank genome assembly.
AUGGAUGGCAACCCUUUUGGAAACGUGCCACUGCCACCCCCACCAAUACAAGUCCCUGAUAGAUUCCCUCUCUCUUCCUCCUCUUCGCCGACCCCAACCACGUCCUCUCCGUCUCCCACUCCUUCCGCCGGGGUCCGCUACCGGGGGACGCGGUGCCGGAGCGGAAAGUGGGUGUCGGAGAUAAGGGAGCCACGUAAAACGAAGCGCAUUUGGCUGGGGACUUACCCGACAGCGGAAAUGGCUGCGGCGGCUUAUGAUGUCGCGGCUCUCGCGUUGAAGGGACCCGACACGACCCUUAACUUCCCCAAUUCCAUACUCUCGUACCCGAUUCCCGCGUCAUUGUCCGCCACCGAUAUUCGUGCGGCGGCUGCGGCCGCGGCGCAGGCUAGGAUCGUGAGGGCGCCGCAGGAGAGUGGGGAAACGGUAAACCCUGAUAGUGGACAGGAGUUGGAGAGGCGUGAGGAGUACUAUGAUGAGGAUGAGUUGUUGAACAUGCCGAAUUUGCUUGAUGACAUGGCCAGGGGAAUGCAGGUUAGUCCCCCUAGGAUCAGUUCCUUUUCUUCUGAUGAUUCGCCAGGCAAUUCUGAUGGAGAUAACCUUUGGAGUUAUACCCUCUGA